Messenger RNA from Hydra vulgaris (swiftwater hydra), 1994 nucleotides. Lineage: Eukaryota; Metazoa; Cnidaria; Hydrozoa; Anthoathecata; Hydridae. The record is from RefSeq and is a predicted model, not a curated record.
UGUAAUUAAAGUGAGUUGCCAUUAAAGCAUUAAUUUUUAUUUUGAAGUCAUGAAUUCUGAAAAGUUUGAUUUAGUUUUUUUAACAUUUCAAAAAUGGAUUUUUCUGUGAAUAUAUCAAAUGACAAUGGUUGUGUGAAAAAGUUAAAUAAAAGAAAAAGAAAGAAAAAGGGAAAUAAGAAAGAAAUUUCAAAAAUGGACCUAGAUGACACCAAUUCAAUAUUGAAAGAUGAAGAUAUAACUAUUAACAUGGAAUCAGAACAAAAUGGCAAUAAUUAUUUUAUUGAAGUCAGGGGGAAAAAGAAAAAAAAAGAGCAUCCUCCAUCCAUCAUAUUUGAUAUUGAUGAACUUUUUUCUUUGGGAGGAAAACGAGCAAUGAACACUUCAUUAAAUAUAAGUGAUAUUCGUACUCUCUUAUUAUCUGCAACUGACCCGAACUUUACAGUGCUUCCCAAUUGGUGUCAGCUUAAAGCAAGAAAUAGAAUUAAACGCUCUCUUUUUAUAAUGGUUAGCGGCGUUUCAGAAGAUGAUUUCAAAAAUAAUAUGGAUUGUUUUCCAUUCUUAACAAAAAAUUUUGAAAAACAUGUUCCUGUUCGAAAUGAUGGCUCUGAUAACAUGAUCAAAUCUCCAUUAGAGAGCUACUUAAUGUAUACUAUUUCAAAAAAGAUACUUCUAAAACAGUCUAUUAAAAAAACUAAUGACUAUGAAGAUACUGAACUUGAUUUUCAUGAUUACAUUUUAAGUGAUUUUCAAUUGAAAGUCAAUGAUUACCCUGAAUGGAACUCAGCUGCUCUUGAGCAUGGCAUUAUUUCUACUCGAAAAAACAAUGAAGUAAUGCGUGCACACAAAAAUAGUAAAUUAUUAGCAAUAGAUUGUGAAAUGUGCAGUGUUAUGGGAGAUAAACGUGCUUUAACACGAGUGUCUAUUGUAGAUGAUAAAUUGAAUCUUGUUUAUGAUCAACUUGUUCAACCAGAUUCCCCUAUUACAGACUAUCUUACACAGUUCAGUGGGAUAACUCCUGCAAUGUUACACGGAGUAACAACCACACUUCAAGAUGUACAAAGAGAUUUACUUAAAAUUAUCCAACCAGAUACAAUAUUAAUUGGUCAUUCACUCGAUUUUGAUUUGCGUUCUUUGAUGCUUCAUCAUGACAAUAUCAUUGAUACAUCUGUACUGUAUGUUGAUAAUCGUGGGCCAAGAUAUAAAUCAUCUCUCCGUUGCCUUGUAAAAAGUUACUUAAAUCGAGAUAUUCAAAACACAGAUAAAGGACAUUGCUCAAUUGAAGAUGCAAGAGCCUGUAUGGAGCUAGUGAAAUUAAAAAUAAAAAAAGGACCAUCAUUUGGAAAUCCACUUAUUGAUAAAGAAAGUAUAUUUGAUGGUUUAACUCGAGCUGGAAAAAGAGGUGUGAUAUUAGAUUUAAUCCACAUUGUUCGUCAAUAUGCUAAUGGAAAUAAUCAUGGAAUCGCAUGCACCUCAGAUGACCAGGUUGCGUCAAAUGGGAAGAAAAUUGUAAAUACUGUUGAUUUUACUUUUUGCAAUUUCAGAAGUUAUGAACAACUUUUAAAAUCAGAAGUUGUUGUCACUGAAAAGGAACAAAAGGAAACUUUGCGAAAGAUAGAUGAACAUAUUUCUGAAGUAGUUUUAGUUGCUGAACCCAGUUCCAUUGUUGUAAUUGCAUUGAGUAAUGGUUUCAUUCCAUCUAAAACAAUGAGAUUGCUUCGAGACAAAGAGCAGCGAAAUUGUGAUGAGGUAAAGAAUGCAGUGAAAAAAGCAAAACAAGGAGCAUGUUUUUUGAAAAUCACGCGAUAGAUUAACAUUGCAGAAUUAAAGUGAUAAAUCACGCGAUGGACUGUUAAAAAUCACAGAAUUAAAGUGAUAAAUCACGCGAUAGAUUACAGAAUUAAAGUGAAACAUGCUGCUCGUAUGAAAAUUACUUCACUCAAAAAUAAUUGUAUUUUUUUAAAUUGUUAAAAUAAUACGAUAUGAUUUUAGAAGAA